This is a messenger RNA of Salpingoeca rosetta, 2231 nucleotides long. RefSeq lists its product as uncharacterized. The coding region runs from base 75 to 1895 and encodes 606 amino acids. The transcript is spliced from 5 exons. The record is from RefSeq and is a predicted model, not a curated record. Gene Ontology annotation, molecular function: nucleotidyltransferase activity. NCBI's taxonomy places the organism in Eukaryota, Choanoflagellata, Craspedida, Salpingoecidae. Gene Ontology annotation, biological process: RNA 3'-end processing.
CGAUUUUUGCUGUCGCAUAAACUGCCCAAGACGCGACACACAAAGGUGUAGUGGAACCAGUGCGACCUGCGACGAUGGACAACAGCACCAGCAGCAGUCGUGGUGGCCGUGGUGGCGGACAGAGCAGCAGAGGCAGGGGUGGCCGCUGUGCUGGCCGCGGUGCUGGUCGCGGUGCUGGUCGCGGUGCUGGUCGUGGUGGCGGCACUGGAAGACGUGGCCGUGGAAGCCGUGGUGGAAGUCGGGGUGGUCGUGGCGGCCGUGGCGGACGAGGCGGACGAGCUGGUGGUGGCGAUCAGCGCCACGUCGACUAUCAAAACUACAACAACAAUGGCAGGCAGCCAUUCUCGGACGACGGCACGUCGUCUUACCAUCAGGCGGCAGACCAAUACCACCAUGGGGCCGCAUCGUAUGAUCCCACAGCGCCUUCCACGCCGCCUUCCACGCGCAGGAACAGGCGCCGAAACAACCGCCGUGACGGCGGACGUGGCAACCGGCACAGUGGUCGCGGCAGCGGGCGUGGUGCGAACGGCCACACGCCACAACACACGCCAUCACGUGGCACCCCGCCGCGUGGAGGUCACAAGCAGCACCAUCGUCACCACAGCCCAGCCCCGGUUCAGGGCCAGCAGCCAUCUUCCCACGCUUCAUCGCACAGAUCGCCGCGCCACAAGCCUUCCGUGUUUGAUCGGCUGGACACCAACCCGGCAGCAAGUGACCAUGGGCGACAAGCGCACAGCCGUACGUCCGCCUACCAGCACCACCAUCAGCGGCACCAACAACAGCAGAAGCAGCAGCAGCACCAUCAGCAGCAGCAGCAGCAGAAGAAGAAGAAGCAUACGAAGAAGAAAGCACCUCAACAGCAGCAACAGCAGCACCAACAGCAGGAACAGCAACACCAACAGCAGCAACAACAGCACCAACAGCAGCGCCAGCAUCAUCAUCAUCAUCCGCAUGCAAGCCCUCGCACUCAGCACCACGAUGCAAGGCACUCUGCCGAUAAGAACGCCAUGAGCUCGGGCGACAAGAACGCAGCGCACGCCUCCCACCGAUCCCCACAUGUGCAGCACUUUCCGACGACAGUGGACGUCAUGUCAACAAUUCCUCCGCGCCCUUCCCAGGAGCAGUUUGAUGCCCUCUCCCAAGGGCUGCAGCGGCACUUUAAUCACACGAUUCUGCCGGCCCAUGAAGCGGAGGAGCGGGAAGAUUUGGUGGCCGACUAUGACGCUGCCAUUGCGGCGUCGGGCAUAUUCCCUCGCUGUGCGCGCCUGUUUGCCUUUGGGUCAUCUGGCAACGGCUUUGCUGCCAACCACAGUGACGUUGAUCUAUGCUUGCAGGUGGACAUUGAGCAGGACGAGUACUUUGUUGACCGCCGUGUGCUCAAAUCCGACUACUACUACAGCGAGGACGAAUAUGGUGAUGACGACGACGACGACGACGACGAUGAUGAUGAUGAUGAUGAAGCUUGGGAGGACGAUGAUGAUGAUGACGAUGAAUUGGAGGGCAAUGAUCAUGAAGAUGAUGAUGAUCAUGACGAUGAUGAUCAUGACAUGGCUGCGUUGGAGCAACACCUUCAAGGGUUUCAAGUGUCUUCUUCCCCAAACGGCUCUCCUGAGCAUGAUGGCCACCAUAACGAUGAUGACGACGACGAUGAUGAUGACGAUGAUGAUGACGAUGAUGAUGAUGAGGAUGACGACGACGAUGACAACUUGAUGUUGGGCCUCGACACAGCCUCCCUGGGGCUCCCAUCUUACAUGGUGCUUGAUCUCAUCCAACAAGCACAACUCGGUGACCCCACGGCGCUUGCUGUCCUCGGCCCAGACGUUGACCUGGACCAAUACACCUUUCGGCGCGGGGAUGCUCAUGAUGACUACGAUGACUUCACACACCGCAUCUAGCCCUUGAGGAGUGGCGUGCUUGCUCGCGCUGCUUGUGUAUGUGUGCGUGUGUGCGUGUGUGUCUGUGUGUACAUGUGUGUGUCUGUGUACAUGUGUGUGUGUUAUGAACGGCAGCUCGUUUGUUUGCAAUUGGACUUCAGCCGUUUCUUUUGCGUUGCUUCCACGUGAUGCGUUGUUGUGCCUUGUUGGCUGCUGCACAUAGCAUGGUCAGAUUGCGUUCGUCUAUUUCUUCGAGUACAAAAGGAUGGUUGGUGGGAUUUCAUGCACGCAUCACAAACAGUGUGAAGUACCGCGAUUACACCCUGCAUUAGUGUCGCACUCCACCACCACCACGAC